Messenger RNA from Vespula vulgaris, 1006 nucleotides. It is a transcript of the gene Csl4, whose product is annotated as exosome complex component CSL4. Gene Ontology annotation, cellular component: nuclear exosome (RNase complex); cytoplasm. The coding region runs from base 389 to 985 and encodes 198 amino acids. Gene Ontology annotation, biological process: RNA processing. The record is from RefSeq and is a predicted model, not a curated record. NCBI's taxonomy places the organism in Eukaryota, Metazoa, Arthropoda, Insecta, Hymenoptera, Vespidae. The transcript has 5 exons. Gene Ontology annotation, molecular function: RNA binding.
GAGAUGUCGUUUAUUUAUAGUUACAUUUAGAGAAUUUUGAAAUCUUAAUCUUAUAGUUUUUAUUUUGUAAGCACGGGUCAGCGCAGGACGUAAUACUAUAUUACCAGAGAUAUUUAUUCUUUAGAAUUUAUCUAAAUACUAACAAAUAUUUAAAUGAUACGAAACUUCUUUCAUUUCAUUAUCUAGGCACUUUUGUUAUGGUCGCAAUAGAACCGAUAUACGACUUAAAGUGGCGCCAUUGCAUAUAAAGUAUGCAUAUAAAGUACAUCCGUUUACAAAAAUAUAUAAAGUAUAUACGUUUGAUAAGUGUAUAAGGUAAAAACGUUUUUGUAAGUUUAUGAAUGUCAACUUAUUUUAAAAUUGUAAUAAUAAAAAGUAAUUUAUAAAAAUGGACGAAGACAAAGCUCUUAAUAUUUGUGUGCCUGGACAAAGAUUGUGUGCUUCUGAUAAAGUUGUUAUACCAGGAGCUGGAACAUAUGAAGAGCAAGGUUAUAUUUACUCUAAAGUAGCUGGUGUUGUUAAAUUUAUAACGGAAGAAAAUACACGUACUAUCGAGGUGCAUGGUAUUACAGAGCAAAGUAUAGUACCAGCACCAGGUGAUAUUGUUACUGCAAUGGUUACCAUUGUUAAUCAAAGAUUUUGCAGGUGUAAUAUUAAAUGUAUAGGUGACGUAGUAUUAACAAGACCAUAUAAAGGAAUGUUAUGGAAAGAGGAUGUAUGUGCCAUUGAUAAAGAUAAAGUGGAAAUGUAUAAAUCUUAUCGACCUGGAGAUAUUAUUCUUGCAAGAGUUUUACCAAUGACAGAAGCACAUACCUAUCAACUUAGUACAGCAGAGAAUGAAUUAGGAGUAGCGAUUGCUCAUAGUGAAGAAGGUGUAGCAAUGAUACCUAUAAGUUGGACCCAAAUGCAAUGUCCAAAGACAUUGUACAAAGAAUAUAGAAAAGUUGCCAAAGUUGUACCUGAACAUGUUAUAGCUGAAUAUUAAAAUAAAAUUUAUUAUACACAA